GCAUCUCGUCUCUCAUUGGUGAGCUUGCGUGUCAAUCAAAGCGCGUUCCCGGUACACAUGGUGGAGGGAAGCCACGUUGACACCAAUUACUGUUUAAGCUUUUAAAACUCCACGAAAAAGUGAAGUAUCUUUUCAUUGUGUCGGCGCAGGUGUCAUAUCAGCACAAUGAGUGUUGGGUUUAUUGGAGCGGGUCAGUUGGCACACGCGCUGGUCAAGGGCUUCACAGCAGCUGGUGUAAUUUCUGCUAGUAGAAUAACAGCAAGUGCUCCUGACAUGGAUCUGCCCACCGUCUCCGGUCUGAGGACAUUGGGUGUCAAUUUUACUACAAGCAACAAGGAAGCAACACACAAGAGUGAUGUUCUGUUCCUGGCCGUCAAACCUCACAUCAUUCCCUUUGUUCUGGAUGAAAUCGGUCCAGAUAUUGAGGAUCGUCAUCUCAUUGUCUCCUGUGCCGCUGGGGUCACCAUCAGCUCUAUUGAGAAGAAACUGCUUCAGUACCGGACAGCUCCAAAGGUGAUGCGGUGUAUGACAAACACCCCAGUGGUGGUGCGCGAGGGGGCUACGGUCUACGCCACAGGAACUCAUGCAGAUGUGGAGGACGGUAAACUUCUGGAGCAGCUGAUGGGCAGCGUGGGCUUCUGUACUGAGGUGGAGGAAGAUCUCAUCGAUGCCGUGACGGGUCUGAGCGGUAGCGGGCCGGCUUAUGCAUUUACAGCACUUGAUGCUCUUGCUGAUGGUGGGGUGAAGAUGGGGUUGCCACGGAGACUAGCAGUGAGACUGGGAGCACAGGCAUUACUGGGUGCAGCUAAAAUGCUCCUGGACUCAGAACAACACCCAGGUCAACUGAAAGACAACGUCUGCUCACCAGGUGGCGCUACCAUUCAUGCCCUGCACUUCCUAGAGAGCGGAGGCUUUCGCAGUCUGCUUAUCAAUGCUGUUGAAGCGUCUUGCAUCCGAACCAAAGAGCUUCAAAGUUUGGCUGAUCAGGAGAUGAUCUCACCUGCUGCUAUCAAAAAGACAACACUAGAUAAAGUCUUACAACAACCGGGCAUUUCAUCAGCGGCCACCAAGGGCAAAGUCAAUCUCUUCAACAACAAGAGUGGAGUAAAGAAGAACUAAAACACACACAUGCAUUAUAUCUGAUAAAUCCCAUUUUAAUACAAAAGAGUCCAUCCAUGUGUACACAUUGACUCACGUGAACUGAAGUGCAUUAUGGGUAUGAAAUGGCAAUUCACAACGUAAACCAUUUCAUGGAUUUUCUCCUAAAGGUCACAGUUUGUUGCUCAGAAGACAGUGUUAAGAUGUGUUGUGUUAAUUUCACUUUCAUUAACACACACACAGACAUCUGAGCUCAGGAUAUCAGUGCACGGAUGAACCACUAUGGGGCUUAUAAUGAUGAAAGACAAAAAUAUGUGUGUCUCUUUUUGCUUGUAGUUUUUUGUCACUUCUGUUCAUGGGUGAACCGUGAGUAAAAGUUUGUUUGUUUCAGCUGUUAAAUUAAAUAUUCGAUUCUA
Molecule: messenger RNA, 1514 nt
Organism: Paramisgurnus dabryanus
Lineage: Eukaryota; Metazoa; Chordata; Actinopteri; Cypriniformes; Cobitidae
Gene: pycr1b
Product: pyrroline-5-carboxylate reductase 1b
Biological process (GO): L-proline biosynthetic process
Molecular function (GO): pyrroline-5-carboxylate reductase activity
Source: RefSeq, a predicted model, not a curated record